UUCGAUUUGCCGAACGCGGUCUUGAGUUUUGCGAGUUUUGCUUUUAAAAUUUAAUUUAAAAAAUAAAAUUAGGAAGCGGUGCUAAAUUUCUUUCUCGUAAAAUAAGCAUGGAGUCUCCGGCCAAACCUAUCUUUAAGCGGCAAGCCCUGGCCGAGACGAACCCAAUCGCCGGCAACAAGAAACGCACCUGGAAAUCGCUGAAGCAGAUUCUUGCCCUCGAGCGCACCCUUCCCUGGAAGGAAUCGGACGUGACAUAUUCCUCCAUCAACGCUCCGCCCUCGUUCGUCCCAGCCAAAAAGUACUCGGACAUUUCCGGUCUGAUUGCGCCGUACACAGACCCGCAUUCAAAGCUGCAGUUCCACAACGCCGAGGAGUUCCAAACGGUGCGCAGCCUGCCGAUGGAUCUUACCGCGGGAUAUUUGGCCCUGAGGGGAGCGACCAGCAUCGUUUGAAUGGAAAGUGUUAGCAGUAAGUAAAGAAUUUUUGAAAUUAUAUUUAUUUUUUAAGGAUAAA
This is a messenger RNA of Culex quinquefasciatus (southern house mosquito), 513 nucleotides long. RefSeq names its product INO80 complex subunit C. Gene Ontology annotation, biological process: chromatin remodeling. The record is from RefSeq and is a predicted model, not a curated record. NCBI's taxonomy places the organism in Eukaryota, Metazoa, Arthropoda, Insecta, Diptera, Culicidae. The transcript has 2 exons. The coding region runs from base 108 to 452 and encodes 114 amino acids. Gene Ontology annotation, cellular component: Ino80 complex.